Sus scrofa (pig) is the source of this 2618-nucleotide messenger RNA. It is a transcript of the gene OTUD6A, whose product is annotated as OTU deubiquitinase 6A. Gene Ontology annotation, molecular function: cysteine-type deubiquitinase activity. Lineage: Eukaryota; Metazoa; Chordata; Mammalia; Artiodactyla; Suidae. The record is from RefSeq and is a predicted model, not a curated record. Gene Ontology annotation, biological process: protein K11-linked deubiquitination; protein K27-linked deubiquitination; protein K29-linked deubiquitination.
UAGAGUCCAUGAACAUCACAAAUUCAAUAGCUGCACAUAAAGUACAAAAGCGGAAUUUUACCCGCCGGGUUAGAACCCCACUAAAAUCAGAAGCAACCGUUGCUACGGGGUCUACUGGGGGCGUAGUUAGGGUCAUCGAAUAGCCAAUCGUAGUGCCAGGCAUGUUUAGAGGGCGUGGCCGUGGAGAGAUUGUGGCCAAUCGCAAAGAGGGCUGUGAAUAGAGUGAGGGCGACCAGUGCUAGACAGGGGCAGAGUGCAGCGGUCAGAGGAGGCUGAGAACCUUACCCUGUCCGUUGGUUAGAGCUGUGUGGGCCUGAACUGUAGCGAUACUUUAGCCGCCACCAAAUUUCGAUUCUCUUCUACCGUUAGACAUCAUGGAAGAUUCCCAGAGUGAGCAUCAACGGAUGAUACGACGCCACAACCGCGAGAAGAAAGAGCUGCAGGCCCGUAUCCAGAGCAUGAAGAACUCGGUCCCCAGGAGUGACAAGAAGAGAAGAAAGCAGAUGCUCCUAGAUGUGGCCCGCCUUGAGGCUGAGAUGGAGCAGAAGCACCAGCAAGAGCUGGAGAAGUUCCAGGAGAGUUUCCCUGGUAACCUCGAUUCUGUCACUGAAGAUCUGGCCAAGAUGGAUCUCGAGAACCAGCCUCCCCGCCCCUCGAGGGCCCAGAGAAGGCGCGAAAGAAGAGCGGCCCUCGCGAGGGAGCGUCAGGAGAGGAUCGCCGAGGCCGAGAUGGAGCAUCUGGCCAGCUUCCGCAAGGAUGAGGAAGAGAAGCUCCGCGCCAUCCUGGGGGCCAAGAAUCUGGAGAUGAAGGAUAUCCCGGCCGACGGCCACUGCAUGUACCGCGCCAUCCAAGACCAGCUGGUGUUCUCGGUGACCGUGGAGAGCCUGCGGAGACGCACCGCUGAGUACAUGCAGAAGCACGUCGACGACUUCCUGCCUUUCUUCAGCGACCCCGAAACCGGCGACUCCUACAGCCGCGACGACUUCUUGAGCUACUGCGACGACAUCGUGCGCAGCGCGUCGUGGGGAGGCCAGCUCGAGCUGAGGGCCCUGUCGCACAUCCUGCAGACCCCUAUCGAGGUGAUCCAGGCCAACUCGCCCGCCGUCGUUAUCGGAGAGGAGUACACCAAGAGGCCGCUCAUCCUGGUCUAUAUGCGAUACGCCUGCAGCCUCGGGGAGCACUACAACUCCGUGAAGCCUCUUGAGGCCGGAGCCGUCGGGGGCGCUCCACCGCGUCUCUUCUAGGCCCGACGGCGCCUCAGAGCCCUGCAGCCGCCGCUGCCGCCUCCAUCGCUGUGGCCGUUACCGCAGGAGCCGAAGCUGCAGCCGCCACCGCCACCGCGUCUCCUCAGUAGGCUCCGUUUUCUGUUUUUUUGUUUUGUUUUGUUUUGUUUCCUCCGGUUUUCUUGGGGUUUUCUUUAUCUAUUUUACUCAGUGUUCACCCCCUCUCGCCUCCCGCCGCCCCCCGCCUUCCUCCCUCAUUCUUCUCUCCUCUUCCAUCGCCUUUUGGUUGUUUCUUUCAAGGGGUGGGGGACCCAAGGCAGGUGACAAGGAAGAGAUCUGUAUUGUCCUACCCGAGGGGAGGAAUUCUUGCCCUGAAGGGUCUCUGCCCCCCUUACCCCUGAGAAUUGGUCAUGGUGCAAAUACCUUACGGCUUCAAAAGAUGGCAAUUUGGUUUGGUGUGUUCUUCCCUUGGAGGGAAAAAUCAGUUUAGUUCAGAAUCUUACGGUUGUCCCAUGAUUAUUUGGAUUACUUAGAUAAAGUUGGAGUUGAUGUGAUUGAAAUGAUUCAGAGAUGCCUUUUGCUUAGUUCUUUGAGAGAAAAAUGUACCGUGGGCUGUUUGGGGGACGGGUUUGCUUUUCACUUCAACUGGGCUACUGAGGAGAUGUCUCAAGUUAUGAACAAGUCCUGCUCUAGUAUUUUGGUUUUUUUUUUUUUUUCAUAAAAACUUGGAUGGCGGCAAGUUAAUUUUAGUUGUUUAGAUGUUUGCUGAACUUCAGAUAAUAGCAUUUGUUAAGUUUAGAAGUUAAAUGUAAGUGUUAAAUAUAGAAAUUAGAUUCACAUAAAUUGAUAGGCUAAAGUUUACACUAAGAUGUGAAAGAUCUCCAUUUAAUUUCCUUUAUUAAAGAUAGGAAGGGAUAUGCCUUUAUUCAAGGAGUUGAUCCAUGCCGUUAUGUCUACAACUGAUGUGAAGUAGAAAGAAACAAACUGAUAGGUAGCUUAACUUGCAGUGAGGGGUGAGAUCUGAACUAGUAAGUUUCCUUUAUUUUUCGGGCAUAUUAUUCAAGUAAUUGAUCCACUUUGUUCUAUCUACAACUGGUAUGAGGUGUGAAAGAUCUGCAGUUAGUAAUUUUCCUUAAUUCUUAGCAAUAAAAAAGUAUAUAAAAAAUUUUAAAAAGUAUUAAAGUAGUUGAUUCAUCUUGUUAUAUUUGCAACUGGUAUGAGGCAAAAUAAAAGUGAGCAAUAUACUUUUGUUGAUAUUUGAGACUUGUUAAUAUCUUCAAUUUGCCAAAAGAAUAGUAAAAGUGAAAUGAUUUACAGUAAACAGUUUUUACAAAUUUCAAUCUUCAGAUCCUGUAUUUCAGUGAGAUUACUUAAAUUCAUCUAAAUAUUCUUUGU